AUGAAGGAAAAAAUGAUCCAAAUUGAUGAAGAAAGUGAUCAUGAUUUCGAUUUUGAUCAAGAAAUUCACGAAAACUCACCUGAUGAAGAUGAAAAAUUGCCGGAAACACAAAAACCUGAAGUUUCUUAUACAAAAGAACAACUUGAAACGAUGGAUUUUCAUCAAUUGAACAAACUUCCCGCGAAUUUCGGGAUUAUUUUUUGUUGUCCUUUGUGCUCCGAACGUUUCAAAUAUGACAAAGCACUUAAAACUCACAUUUUACAAAAACAUUUCAAGCGUUUCAGUCCCGAAAAACGAAAAUCCGAAGCAAAAUCUUAUUUGGAGAACAUCUUUCCUCAAUGCGAUCUUUGCGAAAAAUCUCUUUCGUGGUACCUAAAAGCUCAAAAUAUCCUGGAUCACAAAUUUCAUCAUUACGGCAUCAAACCCUACAAAUGCGAAUUAUGCGGAUUUGCAACGACGUACAAGAAAAAAAUCCGAAAUCACAUGACGAAAGUUCACAUUCCGAAAUCCCAGCGUUCUGGAUGCUUUUAUUGCGCCGCGGAUUUCGCCUCAGGAGCUUUAAGGAACAAUCAUGUGAGAAAAUUUCAUGCGGAAAAGUUACUUACGUGCGAAAAAUGCGGCGUAAAGUUGUUGGAUCAAUCAACGAUGGCGAAACACAUGCAAUUUGAGCAUCCAGCGAACUUUCAAGGACUUGUUUGCGAGAAAUGCCCGGGCGGAGUGCGCUUCCCAAACGAACAUGUGCUCGAAUUACAUCGAAAGCUGCAUGAAAUACCAACGACUUGUCGUUUCAAGUGUCAUUUAUGCGAGCGACGAUACCAAAAGGAGGUCAGUUUGAAGCAUCAUUUGCGACUUCACGCCGAAAAUCGCCUAAUUGCAUGCGAAAUUUGCGGAAAAACGAUCGCUUUGGAGCCAAAAGGACCGCCGCAGCACAUGAGAAUCCACAAAACGCCGAAACCCGAAAGCUUUGAGUGCAACGAAUGCUCUGAAAAAUUCACAACAAAGAAUUUUCUGAUAGCUCACUUGAAAAAAAUGCACUUUCGUCGCGACGAGCCAUGUCAUAAAUGCGGAAAAAUGAUCCCGAAUUACUACAUAACACGACAUUUGGUGACUUGCAACUCCGGGGAGCUAAAAUGCGUUUAUUGCCCCAUGAUUUUCAAGAAAAUGAGCGAACGUAGCAAACAUACGAAACAAUUUCACAUCGGUUUCAAGUGCAAAAGAUGCAAUAUUCAGUUCGAAACGAACUCGCAACUGGAAUUUCAUCAAAGAUACAGCGAAAAUCACAAAAAUAUGAGGCUGCCAAAGUAUGUGCUCGAGAAAAAAACGAGAAAAAAUAAAAAUUUGAAUUAA
Messenger RNA from Culicoides brevitarsis, 1347 nucleotides. RefSeq names its product zinc finger protein OZF-like. NCBI's taxonomy places the organism in Eukaryota, Metazoa, Arthropoda, Insecta, Diptera, Ceratopogonidae. The coding region runs from base 1 to 1347 and encodes 448 amino acids. Gene Ontology annotation, biological process: regulation of transcription by RNA polymerase II. The record is from RefSeq and is a predicted model, not a curated record. Gene Ontology annotation, cellular component: nucleus. Gene Ontology annotation, molecular function: DNA-binding transcription activator activity, RNA polymerase II-specific; RNA polymerase II cis-regulatory region sequence-specific DNA binding. The transcript has a single exon.